Messenger RNA from Sceloporus undulatus (fence lizard), 1181 nucleotides. RefSeq names its product hepatocyte growth factor-like protein. Gene Ontology annotation, biological process: proteolysis. The transcript is spliced from 2 exons. The record is from RefSeq and is a predicted model, not a curated record. The annotation marks the transcript as partial. Gene Ontology annotation, molecular function: serine-type endopeptidase activity. NCBI's taxonomy places the organism in Eukaryota, Metazoa, Chordata, Lepidosauria, Squamata, Phrynosomatidae.
AGUUUAGCUCUCUCCUUACCCACACCCCCUCUCUCAACAGGUACUGGUAAUGAAAAUGUCCUCAAUGUGGCCAAGCUUCCUGUGAUGAGUAACCAAGAAUGCAGUGUAGCACUCCGAGGCCGUCUGAAGGAGAGUGAGUUGUGUACAGCACCCCUGCAUGUGGGUGUGGGGGCCUGCGAGGGUGACUUUGGAGGCCCUUUGGCCUGCCUAACUCUUGACUGCUGGGUAUUAGAAGGUGUCAUCACCCCAUCUCGGGUAUGUGCUCGCAAGGACCGGCCUUCCACUUUCAUCCGUGUCUCACUCUAUGUUGACUGGAUCAACAAAGUGAUGAAGCUGAGCUGAACUGGUUGAAGCCUGCUCAUCCUAAAGUGCACCCAUCCUCCUACUUUUUUUUUAGUGUUACCCAGGAAUGGUCCUACCCUACUGUGUGCCAAAGGACUGCCUGUCCUUAGGAUUCUUCAGUAAGGAUCCAUGCUACGAUAGGAGAACACAUUUUUGAAACAAAAUGUGAACUUUCAGGAUAUUUGUACAUAUUGGAACACACAAAGAAGGUAUAUAUAGCAAACAUUACCACAAUUCAUUUCUCUCUUCCUCUUAUAGGAGUAGCUUUCAUUGUGAUUACAGAAAUACAAUGCAAUAUAAUAUUCAUUUAAUUUAAUGUAUUGCAUUUAAAAAAUAUUUCAGGGUAAUGCCUCUAUUAGUUUUCUACAUCUAUAUUAUACAAAGUAGUUUGAAGACAGAGAAUUAAGGGGUAUGGAUAUAGACAUCAUUUGCAUUUCAGCACCAAACCCAUUAAAGCACCUUUUAUACAUGCUUCAACAUUUAUGGGGAAGAAGUAAUCAAGCCUCUGAGAAUUCAAUCACUUUUGUGGAGUGCCUUAGCAGUGGAGGUGACACUUCUGGCCCCACAUGAUUGUAUGUACCACACAGAAAAGCAUCCAGUUUCCUAGGAUUCCACCUUUAUUUUCUUUUUUGUUUGUUUGUUUAAAAGAUUGAGUCUGUCUUAUCCAGAAUUCUGAAAUCUGAAAUGCUCCAAAAUCGUCCACAUGGAUGACUGCAAUAUGCAGCUUUUCUGUAUGAGUUCAGUGUACAAAAACUUUGUUUCAUGCACAAAAUUUUCAAAAAUGAUCUUCAGGCUAUGUGUAUAAGGUAUAUACAAAACAUAAAUGAAUUUCAUGUUUA